CUGGUCUGGCUCGCGCAGCGGGGUCGGGCGGCGCCGGGGGUUGGCCCCGCUCGGCCGCGCCAGCCACGGCAUGGUCUUCUUGGUGGUGGCGACGGCUGCAGGAUGUCAAGGCAAUUCCUCGCCGCUGGGACUGCCGCGACGGUGGAGCUGUCCCUGAUGCAGCCCCUCGACGUCAUCAAGACGAGGCUGCAGCUCCAAGGACAGGGCGUCGCGCAUGCGGACAGGUUCUCGGGGACGUUCGGCGCCUUGCGGAGCAUCCACCAGGCGGAGGGGGCCGUUGGCCUCUGGCGCGGCUUCGUGCCAGGCCUCGCCGUGGUCAUCCCGCGGAGGGGGCUGAAGUUCGCAGGAAAUUCGGUGUUCCGCCGCAUGCUCGGCGAUGGGUCUGGCGGCCCGCUGCCCUUCGGCCGGACCAUGUUGGCGGGGGGCCUCGCGGGGGCCUGCGAGGCCGUGGUGAUCACUCCGUUGGAGGUUGUGAAGAUCGCGAUGCAGAGCGAGAGGGCCACCAAGGGGCAGAAGGCCACCGGACUCGUCGACAUCGUCAGCUCCAUCGCCAGGGGCGGCAUUGGCAGAUUGUACAGUGGCCUGGGGGCGACCGUGGGGAAGCACUUCGCGCACUCCACGGCGUACUUCGCCGUUUUCGAGGAGCUGCGGCCGUACGGCCCGGGCAGGGCCGCCCCGAAGGCGAGGCAGAUUGGUUUCGACCUCUCCGCGGGGUUUGCGGCGGGGGUUGCAGCUGGGACCGUGAACAACCCGUUCGACGUAGUGAAAACCAGGCACCAGGGAGCUCGUCUCAGCGCGACAUGGACGGAGCACCCGCCGUGGCUCCGGUCACGCGCGGUAGAGUGCGAGGAGAAAUUCGUGGAGAUCUUGCCCUUUGCCAUCCCCGACUUUACGGGGAGCGCCCGGCUGGGCAGCAUUUUCCCGCUUGGCGCCGCGGUGUUGCGGGCAGCCGCCGGGGUGCGCGGAGAUGCCGCGGCCGGGGCGGCCAGCGCGGGCCACCAGAGUGCUCGGAGCGGCGGCGGCGCCUCGGCACAGGAGUGGGCAACCUCCUACCAUCCAGGCGCUGGUUCGAUGGCAGCCACCAUGAAGGCCGAGCUUUUCAAGAAGAAGUGCAUCUACGAGGUGAAUUUUCUGGAUCGAUUCGUGAUUUACAACUUCUGCAAACAGGGCGACAUCGUACCCACUACAGCAAACAUGCACUACACGCCGUACAAGACCAACGAGGGCUACGAAGUCGACUACAUCCGCAUCCGCGAUAAGUUCGGCAAGUACACCGAGGAGUUCCUGGACACCGCCUUCGAGAGCCACUACAGUUGCGAGCCCCCGUAG
This is a messenger RNA of Prorocentrum cordatum, 1329 nucleotides long. The record is from the annotation of a GenBank genome assembly. Lineage: Eukaryota; Dinophyceae; Prorocentrales; Prorocentraceae.